This is a messenger RNA of Mercenaria mercenaria, 865 nucleotides long. RefSeq lists its product as uncharacterized. NCBI's taxonomy places the organism in Eukaryota, Metazoa, Mollusca, Bivalvia, Venerida, Veneridae. The record is from RefSeq and is a predicted model, not a curated record. The transcript has 3 exons. Bases 201 to 731 code for a protein of 176 amino acids.
UCGUUUUGCACACGUGUAGUACAGUUCUUAUACUCGUAGGUUUAAGUGGAGUUUCCUUCGAACGGAAAAAUCAACAACAUAAUUAUACAUGUACACUCUUAAUUAAACGAAUAAGAAGGACAAGUGCUAUAAGUUUUCUGUACAUUAUUUCCAAAGGAGAAAAAUAUUUAUGUUGUAGGCUUCUGUUUGGCCAGUCUGAAAUGAAAAUGAUUUAUAAUAAUAGGAUUUAUUUCGGAAUAUGCAUACUAGUGUGUUGUUGUGCAGAGGAACCUAGUUGCGCAUCACAUUUUGAUUACGAAUACAGGACGGUUCAAAAGCUGUUUGAGUUAGAGCAGAGAAUAGAGCAGUUGUCACAUAAAGGAGGCGUGUCAGUUUAUGUCAGAUGGGGAAGGAAUACAUGUCCCGUUGAUGCUACACUGGUUUAUAACGGUUAUUCGGCAGGUAAAAAGUGGAAUGAUAAAGGUAGUGGAAGUGAUACCAUAUGUUUGCCAUCUGAACCCACGUGGUUAAAAUACCACGAUGGAGACGACGCUAGCAGAGGACACAUUUACGGAACAGAAACGGACGUUCCUUCUUCCAAAAAUAUCUUCGAUUAUGAAGUAAACAAUCAAGAUUCCCCCUGUGCAGUGUGCAGUGUUCAAAGAUCAAACCCUGAUGAUUCCUGGAAGGUCAAAUUGCUACGAUGGAUGGAAACUAGAAUACAGUGGGUAUCUGAUGUCCGCCUAUUAUAACCAUGAUGGACCACAUAAUCACGUAUGUGUGGACAGUCGUCCAGAGUUCGUGCCAAAUUCAGGCGGCAAUAGCGAUCAACACAUCUUUUAUCUUGUGGAAGCCAGAUGUGGAUCUCUUCCUUGCCCUCCUUACA